Molecule: messenger RNA, 2183 nt
Organism: Hyalella azteca
Lineage: Eukaryota; Metazoa; Arthropoda; Malacostraca; Amphipoda; Hyalellidae
Product: phosphatidylinositol phosphatase PTPRQ-like
Exons: 6
Coding region: 1-1887 (628 amino acids)
Molecular function (GO): protein binding
Source: RefSeq, a predicted model, not a curated record
AUGUCCUCUACUCAACAACUUCCAGACUACGCUAACACCAUAGAUUUCUGGCUGUUAUGCCAGCCCCUACCGUACGAGCACCAAUCUCCUCAGGACGUAUCCUGUUCACAAGAAGAGGACUUGAGCCUAGAGGUGCACUGGACUACGCCAUCAACGACUUGUGAAAUUUCGCAGUAUAGCGUAAACUAUACAGCCGCGGUCAUCUGGUCCGAGGAAAUCUACAAGAACUACUCUCUCGUCGACGCGGCGACGUCGGAAUACGUCAUUCAGCGGCCAAUCCCGUACACUUUUUACAUCUUCGAAGUGAGGGCCGUUGUGAAAGGCUGUGGUUCUGGUGAACCUCGUUCGUGUCCAGUGAAAACAAAAGGAGAGCCCCCGUCCGCCCCGGUGUCGCUGAGAGUGACGGCAAAUACAGCGAAGAGCCUCAGCAUCGCAUGGGAUUGCCCGUUGGAAAUGAGCGGUGAAUUCAAGGAUUUCAUCAUUCGGUGGUAUCCCAACGACGAGCCCAAUGGUUUUAUUACCACUGACCAAACUUCUUACACCAUCGGGAGCUUGACGCCCUGCACCGAGUACAACGUUACCGUGGCUGCCAGGAAUAACGCAGGGGAAGGGACCCCGGCCCAAACUCAUGGGGCGACUAUCACUAUAGCUCCCGACCACUUGGUGUGCGUCCAGAAUGCUGAAGACUUGAGUCUGAAGGUAAGGUGGGAUGCUCCCAACCCCGACAGCGGCUGCACCGUCGUCAAAUACGAUAUUGCCACCACGAUCGACGUGAUCUGGUCUGGAGAAACAUUCAACAACGACUCAUCCGUGGAAGCAUCGACGACUCAAUACGUCGUGGAGAAUCCUGUAUCAUACUCCAAUUACACUUUUGGCGUCAGUGCUGUAGCAGCGGGUGAUGUGAAGGGACCGACAGUAAACUGUGGCGUCACGACCGCACAGACCGCUCCGAGCGCUCCUCAGAACUUGGCGUUAUUGGAGGCCCGGAGUGACGCCCUCGUCGUGCAGUGGGACGCGCCUGCGGAGCUCAACGGCGUCGUGGUCUCCUACCUCGUCAGCAGCAGUCACGGUGGCGAGGUUGUCACCAACCAAACUCUUGCAGCUCCACCUGAACAAACGCGCUUCAACUGCACCGUUGACGGCCUAACUGCUGCCACCGACUACGACAUAAGCGUGCGGGCAGUGACGGUAAAGAUUGGAGCCGCAGCAACCUCCAGUUAUAGAACCAGUACUUCAGGCCAAGGUCAACCAACAACUGCUGCUUUUGCAACAAGCACUCCAGACCAAGGUCUACAAACAACUGCUGGUCAAGCAACCAGUACGCCAGAUCAAGGUCAACAAACAACUGCUGGUAUUGCAACCAGUACUCCAGUCCUAAGUCAACCAACAACUGCUGCUUUUGCUACAAGCACUCCAGAACAAGGUCAACAAACAACUGCUGGUCAAGCAACCAGUACGCCAGAUCAAGGUCAACAAACAACAGCUAGUCUUGCAACCAUUACUUCAGAACAAGGUCAACAAACAACUACUGGUCAAGCAACCAGUACUUCAGGUCAAGGUCAACAAACGACCAACAUUUUUGGAACAAGCCAAGGUCUAACAACAGUCCCUGAAGUUUCGACAGUUUAUUCGUCUACUAAAAUUUCGUCGAGCAAACUUCCAUCCACUUCCAAGUAUACAACCAUGGAGCCUGUGACCACCAGACCUUUUACUCUCGAUCUAUCAACGGAUACAUUGACCACAACUCAUGAACAAGACUUUUCUGACCCUCGGUUAUCUGCUGGUGUAAUCGCAGGAAUUGUCAUGGCCGUUAUUGCUGGGAUAACGUUGACUGUUUUUGCAGUUGUAACCUUGGUCAGGAAAAAGAUCUUCCACUUUCUAGAAUGAAUUAGGCAUGAUGGUUCACUUAAGUGGAUCAACGGAUUGUUAAAUAACGAGAAAAAUUUUUUGGCUUCUUGCCUCUAGUGGGUCUGCGCGAUGUAAAUAUACCUCACUUUGGUGAGUCGCUGUCGAGUGAGUCAGCAAUUACUCCCACAAAUGAGUCUCGGAAAAAUAGAGAUAAUUCAGGAAAAUGUCUGUCAAAAAGUGAAUGUAUUGUUUUGCACUAGCCGUAGACUUAUACUUUGACUAGCAUGCAAUUAUGACCCGUUCAAUUUUACGAGUGUUGAAAGAUUCCGAGAACC